Molecule: messenger RNA, 1723 nt
Organism: Anopheles darlingi
Lineage: Eukaryota; Metazoa; Arthropoda; Insecta; Diptera; Culicidae
Product: cyclin-dependent kinase-like 4
Exons: 5
Coding region: 1-1488 (495 amino acids)
Biological process (GO): protein phosphorylation
Cellular component (GO): nucleus
Molecular function (GO): cyclin-dependent protein serine/threonine kinase activity; ATP binding
Source: RefSeq, a predicted model, not a curated record
AUGCCGAAGAAAAUACCUCCACUGGUCAGGCGAUAUUUUCAUUUAACUUUCUGGACACACAACGACGGACGGCCAGCGAACGGGGGCCACGGUCCACAGCCUGAGACGGUGCUGACCGUCGAGCAGCUUGGCAGUUCGAGUUGGAGAAUGUUCCACGGAACAUUCGGUUUUGUUCGCUCGCGUACGAUCCUACGCAGUGUUGUCGGUGAUACUGGUCCUGGUGGCGUACCAGGCGAAAAUACUAGCUAUCUGUUGGCACCGUUAGUGCCCCUAUUCGGGUGUGAAGUUCCCAGUAAACCGGUUCCGCAGCUACCAGCAGCAGCAGCAGCAGCAGCCCCUCAGCCUACAGCAUCUGAGACGACCACCACCAUCACUUACGGCACCAUGUUCGUCCUGUCGACGCUCUUUUCCAGAUCUCGUGGCAGCAGUAGAAUGGAUCGGUACGAGAAGCUCAGCCGGCUGGGCGAAGGCUCGUACGGUGUGGUGUACAAGUGCCGUGACCGCGAGACGGGCUCGCUGGUCGCGGUCAAGCGGUUCGUCGAGUCCGAGGAUGAUCCGGCCAUACGCAAGAUAGCGUUGCGGGAGAUCAGGCUACUGAAGAACCUGAAGCACCCGAACCUAGUCUGCCUGCUGGAGGUGUUCCGGCGGAAACGGAGAUUGCAUCUGGUGUUUGAAUUCUGCGAACAUACGGUUCUGCACGAGCUAGAGCGACAUCCGGAGGGUUGCCCAGAUAAUCUUACCAAACAGAUCACGUACCAGACGAUUCAAGGCGUCGCCUACUGUCACAAACAGGGUUGUCUGCAUCGCGAUAUCAAACCGGAAAAUAUCCUGCUUACCGCCCAGGGACAGGUGAAGCUGUGCGAUUUUGGAUUUGCCCGAAUGCUCAGUCCAGGGGAGAACUAUACAGACUAUGUUGCUACACGGUGGUACCGGGCACCGGAGCUGUUGGUGGGCGACACCCAGUACGGCACUCCCGUGGACGUGUGGGCCAUCGGGUGUGUGUUUGCUGAGCUCGUACGAGGCGAUGCCCUAUGGCCGGGUCGAAGCGAUGUCGAUCAGCUCUACCUGAUCCGGCGAACCCUCGGUGAUCUACUACCUCGGCAUCUGGCCAUCUUCAAUCAAAAUGAAUUCUUCAAGGGUAUAACACUUCCCGUGCCACCUACUUUGGAAACACUGGAGGCCAAGAUGCCGUCACGUACCUUAGCAAAUCCCUUGAUGAUGGAUUUUCUUAAGAAAUGCCUCGACAAAGAUCCGGCAAAACGCUGGUCCUGUGAACGGUUAGCAACGCACCCGUACUUCGAGGACUACAUCAGCAAGCAGAAGGAAAUCGAACAAACGAUCACACUAGAGCAGAAACAGAAUGGUAAUCGGGAGCUGAAACCGAAAACAUCCAACACCUCGCUACCGCAGCUACCCGGUACGCAGGAAUCGCGCGUACCACAGAAAAAUCUCUUUCUUCGCUCGGAUCACCAUUUGCCAACCAUCUAAGAAGACUACUAGUAGGCCACAAACUAAGCCCCAUUACGGGGUUGGGCGAUGAACCUCGAAGUCAAUAGGAGCUAUGUCCGGGUGCGUAGCUACCGACGGGUCGGGCUUAGGCAUCGUACCACCACAGCAAGAUAGAACCGUUACGUGCUGCAGCAUGCGUCCCGUUUCUUCAACUACAUUCUUCUACCUACGCGAAAUUUCGUUUAAUGCUCUCGAAGCAACUUAAAAAAACAAC